This is a messenger RNA of Symbiodinium pilosum, 525 nucleotides long. The record is from the annotation of a GenBank genome assembly. NCBI's taxonomy places the organism in Eukaryota, Dinophyceae, Suessiales, Symbiodiniaceae.
AUGCCAAAUGUCAAGAUUCAUGUGGGCUUGUUCAGCGACACGUUGCGCGAUCUGGACCAGUAUGGCGACACGCCAGUAGCGUUUGCCCACAUCGAUGUUGACAUCUUUCCAUCCGCAGUCGAGGUCCUCUCGAGGAUAGCCUGCCAGCUUUGGCCGGGCUCAGUGCUUGUCUAUGAUGAGUUGGUGAACUACAUCGGCUUCGAGCUGUCGGGGGAGUACCGCGCAUGGGAGUAUGUGGCCUCGGCGUACGGCAUAGGCCAGCGAAGCAUCUCCAUAUCACUUAGCAUUGGUUGGCGGGAAGAGGGUGGAGUGGAGCACCUGGUGAUGCGCUCCAUGUGUGCUGAGCUGAUCCGCGGACAGAUUGAUGAGGUGAGUGAGAUGGUCACGGUCACUUGGGUGAAGCCACGAAUCCUGGACCCUGUCCGCAUCGACUUGAUGCGUGAGCGAAUGGAUGCAUGGGCUUCGCAAACAGGACUGCUCCUGGAACACCUCGAGCAGGUAACGCCAGAGCUGCUGGUGUCUUGA